ACCCGGCCCAUUGCCUUGCCCAGCAGAGGCGGCUCACUCCGAUCCUCAUCCUUCCUGUUAUUUUAGCUCUCAGUACCUAUUCGCUGAACGAUGCCAUCUAACAUGGACGAGGCUCGCUAUCGUUCUGCUCCGGCCGGACAACAUAGCACGACAUGACCAUAGCUGCGGCCGCCGCCGCUGCUAGGGCCAUCCGGCCGUCGUUCCUCAUCGUCCUGCUCGCCAUAGUCGCCAUGGCAGCGGCGUCCCUGCUCGCAGCGGCCUCGACGGAAGCAGCUGCCGCAGGUGGCGUCACGCUGCGCGUCGGCUCGCGCCAGGUGGUGGUGGACAACGGCGUGGUGCAGGUGGCGCUGUCGGCGCCGGAGGGCCGGAUCACCGGCGUCAGCUACGGCGGCGAGCCCAACCUCCUCGAUUACGACGCCGGCGUGGGAGACUACGGAGGCUACUGGGAUUCUGUUUGGAACUACCCCGGCUCUGGUCUGCCAGGACUGUACAAUACGUUGGAUGGUACAGAGUUCAACGUAGUAUCCUCAAGUGAAGAUCAAGUGGAGCUUUCUUUCAGGAGUACAUACAGCCCAUCACUUGAAAACAGCUUUCGCUUAAACAUCGACAAGAGGCUUGUAAUGCUCAGAGGUAGCUCUGGGUUCUACUGCUAUGCCAUCUUUGAGCAUGACGGCGACUACCCUGCUCUGAACAUCACCGAGGCUCGGCUCGUCUUCAAGCUUAACACGGGAAAGUUCAGUUACAUGGCUAUUACAGACGACAUACAGAGGUACAUGCCCAGUGCGGUCGACAGAGAUGAACCUCGUGCCGUCCCACUGGCAUACAAGGAGGCUGUGCUCCUGGUUGACCCCAAGGAGCCCCAGUUCAGAGGAGAGGUGGAUGACAAGUACCAGUACUCUCUGGACAACAAGGACAACAUUGUUCACGGAUGGAUCAGCGGCGGCGACCCAAACCCCAUGGGUUUCUGGGUCAUCACGCCCAGCAACGAGUUCAAGAGCGGUGGCCCUUUCAAGCGGGAACUCACUUCCCAUGUCGGCCCCACAUCCCUCACGAUGUUUUUUGGGACGCAUUACGUUGGUAAGAACAUGGUGUUCAAGAUCGACGACGGCGAGAGCUGGAAGAAAGUUCUAGGCCCGGUGUUCAUCUACCUCAACUCAAGCCCCAAGAGCAGCAACGACCUCCAGUCUCUCUGGGAGGACGCCAAAGCACAGGCACAAGCCGAGGCGAGGAACUGGCCCUACAGCUUCCUUGCAUCGCCGGACUUCCCAAAGGCACACGAGAGGGGAUCCAUUACAGGAAGGCUCCUCGUCAGAGACAGGUACCUGAGCAAGAAAGACAUGCCUGCUGCAAUGGCCUACAUCGGGCUCGCCUCGCCUGGGCAGCCCGGAUCCUGGGCCACAGAGAGCAAGGGCUACCAGUUCUGGACAAGCGCCACAUCCGAUGGCGCUUUCAGCAUCGACAAUGUCCGGGGAGGAGUGUACAAUCUGCACGCGUUUGUUCCCGGGGUUCUCGGAAACUACUGCUAUAAUUCACCUCUAACCAUAGCACCAGGUGGUUCCAUCAACGUCGGUGACCUAGUGUUCAAGCCGCCGAGGUCAGGCCCGACCCUGUGGGAGAUUGGCGUCCCGGACCGGACAGCUGCGGAGUUCUAUGUCCCUGACCCUGACCCCAAGUACAUCAACAAGGUCUUCGUCAGCAAAGACAGGUACAGGCAAUACGGGUUAUGGGAGAGAUACGACGCCUUGUACCCGGAGAAUGAUCUCGUCUUCACCGUUGGUAAAAGCGACGAAUCCAAGGACUGGUUCUUCGCGCAAGUUACAAGGAAGGUAGGUCAGGACACCGUGCCAACGACAUGGCAGGUACGGUUCAAUCUGGACCGGGUUGUAGAAGACGGCACCUACGCUCUGCGGAUCGCCUUGGCAGCUGCCGAAACGUGUAGAUUGCAGGUGCAAGUGAACGGGGGUGCGAGGGGAGGCGGCAACGUGUUUACGACGCCGGCGAUGGGGGAUGACAACGCGAUUGCACGCCAUGGGAUCCACGGACUUCAGUGGAGCUUCAAGUUUGAGAUCGCGGGGCACCUGCUGAUCCAAGGCGACAACACCAUUGACAUGAAACUCACUCAGACUGGAGCAGCAGCUCCGGCCAAGAUCGCCGGGGUCAUGUAUGAUUACAUCCGCUUAGAAGGGCCUUCCUCCGGAGGCAUUCCAACGUUGGCACCGCUUGACCGGGUUUGGAUGGGGAUUUUGUUUCUAUCUUUAGUGGCCUUCCUCGCCAUGCCAUGUCCAGUGAUCUAGCACGCAGUGGAAGCAACUAAUACGAAGAAGUUGCAUUGGAUCCACGUUUCCUGCUGUAACUUUGAUGCAUGUCAAAUAGGUAGUAUAUAGAAGGUGAUUACCCUUGCCCCUAUGGGCUGGUGGAAGUAGAUAGAGAAAGAGACAGAGCAAGAGAAAUAUUGAUUCAUUUUU
Molecule: messenger RNA, 2465 nt
Organism: Setaria italica (foxtail millet)
Lineage: Eukaryota; Viridiplantae; Streptophyta; Magnoliopsida; Poales; Poaceae
Product: rhamnogalacturonate lyase
Exons: 12
Coding region: 153-2294 (713 amino acids)
Biological process (GO): carbohydrate metabolic process
Molecular function (GO): catalytic activity; carbohydrate binding
Source: RefSeq, a predicted model, not a curated record